UCAACUCUUAGCAUCUCCAUAGCAGAAAAGAUGAGUGAAGAACAACGUAACCUGAGGGAGCCUUCCAAGUCACCAUCGACGACUGAAACUGAUGAACUCGAGUAUACUGAUCCUGAUGUGAAAUCUGUUGGUGACCUUUCUGCCACCUCACCCGUUGCAAAGAAUGAAGAGAAGGAAAGUGAAGAUGGAAACACUGAUCAGUAUUCUGGUGGUGGAAUUCGUGGUGAGGGACCCAGUGGUGUGAAUUCUGCCCACAAUGACACCGAUGUUGAGAUUGACGCGGUUAAUGAUAGCGAUAAGGAGAAGAGUGAACCUUCUGUUGAUCAAGUUUCUUCGUCUUCGUCUAACAGUGCCGCUAAUGAACCUGAGGAUGGACAAGUAGUUAACUCACCAACAAAAAGACGAAAGACUCAGUAA
Molecule: messenger RNA, 417 nt
Organism: Vigna unguiculata (cowpea)
Lineage: Eukaryota; Viridiplantae; Streptophyta; Magnoliopsida; Fabales; Fabaceae
Source: RefSeq, a predicted model, not a curated record